AAUCCGUGACAAAUUUUGCGUGUCAAACUUAAGUGCCCGAACUUAUCGGGAAAGUUUUCCCUUGUCCGGUAAACUGGAUGUCAAAAUGGUAGAGCGUAUUUUGUUUUUUAUCCACGCGCGCUUGUUUUGUUAAACAUAUUGGUUAUUUUGUUAUAAGAAGUUACAGCUUCUCUCCCUUACACUAAUAGUCAGAAAAUAAAGAAAAGUUAUAAUGGACAAGGAUAAGAAUUAUUGUGAUUUGUGCAAGUUGAAUUUCACCUCAGAGCAGGAAUUUAAAGAACAUGGCUGGUCCAUGUUACAUCACAGAAAGCUUGACCAAGAGAAAGGAAGAGACAUUGUUCAUGAAUGUGAACUAUGCAAUGAUUCCAACUUUGGUCUGUUAGCAUUUACAAAGCAUAUCCACAGUGAAAAGCAUCAAGAUAAGCUAUCUGACUGGAAAGGCCACAGCAGAAAAAGUGUGUCAAAUGUUCUACAAGGAACUGGCCCACCAUCCCUUAUGAAUAUAAAUUUGAUGCCGCCACAAAAUCACCAGCAAAUGUGUACACCUUUCAGAUUUUUAAAUGAAUUACCACCACAUCAAAACAGGAAUCUGCUACAACUGAAUUCCAGGUUUCCUUCAGGAAAUGCUAUUCCAUUUAAUUUUUAUGGGAAGACACUUCAAUUACAACACAAUAAGGGAAUCAAUGCUAUAAACUAUGAUGCUUUAAGAGCUUUGCCACGACAGAACUCCAUGCUUUGUUCAGCAAAGGCUGUGGCAUUAAACUUUCAUCAAGAACCUCGGGUACAAAGAGUGAAACGAGCCAGUAAUACCAAUCAGAAUUCUUUAACCUACAAAAAGUACUUUUCAGGCGAAGAGAGCCCUGUUAAAAAAAGAAAAAUAGAAAAUAAAAAACAAAAAGAUGGAAAGUCUGCUCUGAGUUCGUUGCAGUUGAUGUGUCAAUCAAUGUCAAGUGAUGAUGACUGGACACCUGAUUCUAAUAAGCAGGUACAGUCAGAGAAGAAUAUCUCUAACUUAAAUGAACGCCUGCAAGGACUUUUAAGGAAAAGUCAAGCAGUCGUGGACAGAUACAGCAAACAUAGAAACUUAAGUAAAACAAAAAGAGACGAACGAAUGAAAAGGACAAUAGCAGGCAAUCAAAGCAAACAUGGAAACCUUUCAGGUGAUUCAGAAGACCAUUCAGACGGCAAUGCUAAUCUUAGUGAACCUUCUAGCAUCGAUUUUCAGUCAACUGUUGAUAUUAAAAAACAGCCGGUUGCAAAGGCUAACUUAAUAACGAAGGACCGAUUUCGACAUUUAUCCGGGAAGACACUCGAACUUUUACAGCAAACAAAAGAAGUUACAAUACCUGUUUCAGACAUUCAUGCAUGUUCAUUAUAUAACACAGCAAACAAUAGCGACCCAAAUCAGGGGACAAGCAGAGAUAAUGCAAAAAAGUUGAACAAAACCCAAAGCAAUAGUGCACAACACGAUGACAAUGAGACUAAGACAAAGAAGAAGAAACAGAAAAAAACAGUGGAAAAGUUUCUUCCUGAACAACCAAAAAAAUGUACAGAAAAGAGGAAAAACAACACCGCUUUAGAAAGAGGAAUGAUACCCCUAUCUGAUAAAGACAUAUUUUCAAAACCAAAUGAUCCAAUUAGUAAUGAAGUUAAUAAACAACUGGCUUUUAUUACUUCAACAGAUGCAGUUAAAGUGUCACCAGAGAAGUUUCAGGACACCUUACCAUUGUUUGAAAUUGGAACACCGCCAACACCUGGAACACCAUCUCUUGACUCACCGAUAAACACUUCACAUGCAAUUGUCACUAACCCAAUACAAUCUACUGUCAUAAGCUCAAUGCAAUCCACUGUCACAAGCCCAGUACAAUCAAAUGUCGCAAGCUCGGUACAAUCAACAGAAGACAAUGCAACAAAGCUUUGCAAAUUUAAAAAGAGAGACGGUAAAUUUUGCAAUAUGAAGUCUUUACAAAAAUUUUGUGACUACCAUAACCGAGUUGUGGAUGCAGUGGAGUUGUAUAUCAAACAAAAAAUUGAGGUGAAUAAAUCUAAUGUUGCAGAUGCUGUUUCGCUUAUAGAAAGUCCUGAUAAAUUAGAUGCAAAUGUUUCAGUAAAAGUCAAUAAUUCUGAUGACAGCUCUAUAUUGGAAAAUAUGUCACAUUCUACAAGAAAACGCUCCUUGUCGCAGGGUUCCGAAAAAAAUACAAGUGUAUCUGUUGAUUUUGCAAUGCUUAAAGACUCCAUCAAUACAAGUCGCCAGAGAUCAAAUUCCACUUGCAAGUCUUCUGAUAAUAGUGAUGGUGGUUCUUCACUGAUGAUAACUGGACAGAAAAAUAAUGUUAAAGUUGGUAGAUUCAAAUAUUUAAAAUUCUUAACUGGCAAAUCUUCAGAAAUAGACAAAAAUAAAUUACCACCAACUGUACGAAAGUUCUUAGAUAAAAAAGUGCAUAAUUCAGCUGAUUCUUGUGAUGUCUCAGUUGCUGAAAGCUCACUCAAGUCACCACAGAAAGACCAACCUACUGCAAAUGUUAGCUCAACAACAGUGACUGUGAUUGAUGAGACUGCAAUUACUACACCCAUAGCAGAAACAACAUCAAAUAUUGAUACAAAUACUCCUAACAACAGCACUAAAAGUCUUGAUGUGAUAAGCCUAAAUCAAUAUAACGAAAAUAUUACAGCCAGUCUUCAGGACGCAGUAAAUGAUGUGGUGAUGAUAAACACAUUGUUCAGUCUUCCAGCGACAAGCACAAACAAAAAAUUAAAAAAAAUUGACAGAGGAUUUAAUUUUCUAAGUCCUGUGAAAGUUCCUGAGGCUACGAAUUUAAACAUCACAAAAGCUGCUCAGACUAAGUUAUCAGAUUCAACAACUGGUGUAUCAACGAGCAUCUGUAGCAACACUGCUGGUACUACAACUACUUCAUGUCUACCUUGUAGUCAUACAUCGGAAGCUUCUACUAUUUUAUCUUUGUGUACUUCAUUGGAUAAAACUGUUCCAUGUUGUAACAUAUCAAAUGUAACUGCUAUAAGUACCAGUGCACCAGUUUGCUCAAAUAGUACACCAGGUAGCUCAAAUAUCUCUGACAGUAUGAAUAAUUUUUCGACUUCUAGUGCUGGCACUCACAAUUGUAUUAAUUCAGGUUUGGUAACAACGUGCUCUUCCACACCAGUAACAAACACAGCUGUGUCAUUUAGUCAAAUGGCAUAUGUUCGAAACCUUUCUGGAAUAUCACCUGUUUUAGAGCCGUGUAAUAAUCUAGAAAUAUUAGAUAAGAAGGACACUGGUCAAUUAAGUAAAAGAACAUAUUGCCCUUAUAAAGAUUUAAAUGCAAAGAGUGAAUCUGGAUCGUAUUUGGAGUCACUGUUGAGUAAACAAAGUGAGGAUAAUAUGUCAGCAAUGAGCAACAACUGGACAUCACAAGCUGAUUCAAGAUCACCAGUUUCUAGUCCUGACUUAACAGCAGAUUUUGAUAUCAUAAGGAGUGAUAAUAGAGAGGAUGAAGACAGUUUGUUUAAUGUUAAAGAAGAUGAAAUGAUCGAAGAAGAAUUGGAAGACAUAAGAUCUAAUCUUAGAAAACUGAGAAAACUAGUAUCAAAGUAUGAGGGGAUGGAAAGGAGAUUAGAAGAUUUUAGAAAAUAUAAAAAAAUACGCAAACGUCGAUUAAAGGAACAGCAAUUGACUAGUUUAGACAACAGUGGUGAUGGGUCACCAUUAUUAUUUUCUGAACCUGUUCAAGGUAAAACUACAGAGCAGUCAACAAAUUCUGUGAAACAAUCCAUAAAUGAAUCAUCAGCAACCUGCCAGAGCAGUAAAUAUAAAACACCUCCUGCAACUUUGAACGACUGUGACAAUACGUUAAACUCAUUAUCAAGUAGUGCUUUGAACCAUGAUGAUACUAUCAGUGAUUCAUCUCUUCCUUCUCUUCAGAGUAUUUUACAAAAAAGCCAGAUUAAGAAUACCUCAAAUCCUUGGGAUAGCGUUUCUAACAGCUACAGUGGAGAGAUCUCAAAUAAUACGAAUAAUUUAAAUAAUAGCAAGCAAAACGAUUUGCCUUGCUUAAAAGCUGUCAGUGGUACAAGCAUAACAGAUAAACAAAUGGAAGAUAAACGUCCUUCCAAAGAGACACCAGUGAAACAAAAAUAUAGAAGUAAAUCAGAUAAAAAAAGGAAAAAUUGUGAUUCUUCCAAAAUCGAUAUGGGUCUGCAAGAAAAUCUUUCUGAAAAGAGUAAGUGUGUAAAAACAGUAGCAUCACCAGAAAUUAAUUUGAAUAAGGAUUCGAGUAACAGUUAUGUAGAAAAGAAAAAUACUAUUUUGACAACUGGUUAUGUUCAGAAGACGUAUGGUUCCAGAAAUAAUGCAGGGGGAAGAAAUCGUAGUACGGAGCCGUCAAAAGGAGAGAAAAAAAGUCAAACAAAAAACGGUUAUAAAAAUGCUGAAGUGAGACCUGCUGAUUCAACUUGUGAAACAACGAAGAAGCGAAAAUGCGAUGCGACUGAAAAAUCUAUUACGCACAAGCAUUUUAAAAAUCCUAUUGGACAGAAUACGAAGCAAAAAAAAGCAAUAACCGAGGUUGUAAAAGUUGACAAAAGACUUGUUAGUGUUACUCAUAUAAAAGUGGCCUACGAAUAUCUGUUUAUAGCAACAAACUCACUCACGUUAUUUGUGUAUGAUAUGAAGUCACAAAACAAUAUGCAAAAGAUACCAUUAGAAGGGCUUAAAAAGCUGACAUGUUUUGAGGUUGGUAUGAAUCGUGAUAGAAAAAUAUUAUACAUUGGAUGUAAAUCAUCUUCGAUUGUUGGCUUGUGCUUUCAUUCCUGGAAUGUUGUGCAAAGGUUUUCCUUUAAGUCACACUUUAUGGUUACGUGUAUGAGUUUUAUUGCUGACAAAUUAUUUGCUGGAUUUACAACCGGGAACUAUUGUUAUGUAAAACCUGAGGCAAACACAUGCAGUCAUAUGUAUGGUCCAUUCAGUACUAAAAGACCUGGCAUUACAUGUAUGCAACCUGUCAAAAAAGAAAAUACAGAAUUGCUUCUGGGCACAAAACAUGGUUGUAUUUAUGUGAUAAGUAUGAGUGGUUUGGUGGUUAGUACCAUAUACAUGGCUGGAAAGAACGCUGCUGUUGCUCAUAUGCAGGUGAUGGACGAUACUCUGUAUGCUGUCAGUGCUAAUAAAACAAUCCAUAUAUAUGAAUGCACGCACUACAGCGAAAAAAAGGUGAUUGACUGCCCCACUAUGUACCUGCCAGUAUCACCUUGCUCUGUUUCAACAAUGCUUUACACUAUCCAUCCUACUAAAUAUACCAUCGUUGAAACAGAUCUUAGGACGGGAAAAUGCAUCCAAAUGUACCAGAGUGAGCACGGUGCAGGAUUAAAAAGUCUUUGUGCAAGUGAAGAAGACAAGGAGACUGUGGUGUACGCAGCAGCUGGCAAUGGUGAAGUAACAAAAAUUCGACCUGCACAAAUAGCAAAACAUAACGUCAAUCUCGUACCUAAGAAAAGUAAGCCGGCGGAAGGUGAAUGUUUUUGUGAAUAUUGUCACGUGAUACUACCGAAAUCUUUGUUGAGGCGUCAUCAAAAAAAAUAUACUUGUUUUACGUGUAAAGGAUGUUUGUGUUAUCACUGGAAAGGUGGUGACCAAGCGAUGCACGAUCAUAAGCUCCGUCACCAUGGCUUCAGCAAGGAAUGAAGAAAAAGAAGUAUCUUGUUGAUUUUGUGUUUGUGAUGUAAUAGAAACUGAAAGGAAAUAAUGUUGAUAGCUAACAGCUGUAACUCGUCGUCGACCUGAAAGUAGAUGUGUUUUGGAUCUAACGCGACCCAGGAAGCACUGUUUCUUACCCUUUUGCCAUAAAUUAGUUAUUUUUAUGGAGUUAUAAUUUUUAUUAUAGUUUUUCUUUUACAAAUAUCCAGUGCUUAAGAAAUUUUAUAUUUAUAUAUCGUCACAUUUAUUUCUCCAUUUCCUCUACUCGGAUUGUUUUUACAUUUAUUUUGAGUGAAUUUAGUCCAAGACUGGAUUUAUUGUUUUUUUGGAUUUUUUUGAGAAUAUAUUUGUUUAUUUUUAGUAUUUCUUACCGUAAUUCUUUCGUUAGCCCUUAAAUAGGUAUAGUACUCCGAUGCCUUGAAAGUAUUAAUUUUUAUAGAAGUUUUGCAAGGUUUUUUAAUAUGUUUUUUUUUUCGCGCAUCUUCAGAAGUUUUUUUUUUUAAUUUAGCAAAUUAAGCGAGAGUUACAAUACUUAUUUUUUAAAUACAUAGCGAUUAAACAAAUCACUUCCUAACAUUAAAUUUUCAAAAGAAAAUUUUAUUCGGUGUUCUUAAUUAAAUAUUUUUUUAGUAAAUUAAACUGGACGCUUUAUUCAGAAUUUAAGCUGCCGUGACAUUGUUUGAUAAUCUGCACUAUCGAAAAACAUAAAUUAACAUCUCCUCCAGAAGUAUACCUGUUAGCAACAUUUUCUCCCUUUUGCAAAGCCAUAAUGUUUUUCCGUGUUUUUUUUUCAAAAUAUGCAUAGAGGUGCUGUGUGAUUACAGUAAUAAUUUAUUCUUUGCUUGUGGCAUCACCUUUGAAAUCUCCUUUUUCAAUUCCUUUAAAAAAAAAUGUGAAAAAAUCUCCAAUCUCAAUUGUUUGAAUGAAAAUGCUAUCAUCUUCUCAAAAAAUCUCCUCCAAUCUCAAUUGUUUUCAGAAAAUCGUUUUUUUUUUUAAAUUUAGAAUGUUCAGUAAAUAAAUCCAAUUUAAUUAAUUUAUAUAAUCCGAAAGUAUAUAACCUAUUUUUUCUAAAUUCCACUAAUCGGUGUUUUAAUUAGUAGGAAUUUUGGAAUUCUUCUUAGGUUAAAUACGUAAUCAAGUUUUGCAGCCAUUUUUUACGAUUUGUUGGUACUUUUUUGUUGCCAUGGAGCUGAAAUAUAAAAGCGUUGUGAAUGUGGAAGCGCACUAUUGCUUCCAAUCAGUAAAUUUUUCUUAUGUGUUAGAAAUAUAGUUAAAAAAAUAA
Molecule: messenger RNA, 6974 nt
Organism: Hydractinia symbiolongicarpus
Lineage: Eukaryota; Metazoa; Cnidaria; Hydrozoa; Anthoathecata; Hydractiniidae
Exons: 21
Coding region: 212-5680 (1822 amino acids)
Cellular component (GO): cytosol; membrane
Molecular function (GO): RNA binding; SH3 domain binding
Source: RefSeq, a predicted model, not a curated record